AUGCAGUUUCCCAUUUUCACGUGACCAAACCAAGGUAAACUGUGCAAAUAGGUGGUUUAGUGGAGACCCUGUUGUAGUUUUAUGUCCUCUCGACCUGAGCACGAAUGUCGCCAAAACAUAGUCCGGGAAAACCUGUGGAUGCUGCACUUACACUCGCAGAUAUAUUUCCAGUCGGCUGUUACUUGAGGAUUUGCGACGACUGCUUUACGAAGCUCGACACCGUUAAAACUGUACCUUAACUUGGAUCCAAGGAACGUCAGUAUUCUUGAUCGUCUGAUAAGAAAUCAACACAUUUCCUGUUUUUCAUCCUCCAGUAUUGAAGCAGCUCCCAGGCAGUACCAUCUCGCUGUGGGUUACAGACAACUCUGGACAGAGUAUCGCCGAGUGUAUUAAUGCGCAGAUGAAACACUAAGCAUUGGCGCCGGGUUUGACAUAUCCCAUAUAGUUUCAUUAUGACACUCAGGCAAGCGCGGUGGAGCUUGUAGUAGGCGACAGUAGCUGGUGCGCCAGCGGAUCCCAAUUCCUGCGUCCCCCUGUCCACUGUUGCCAUGUUCCCGUUUCUGAUGGGUGUGGUGUGAGCGACCAACACGCGAACGAGUGGAAAUUGAGUCAAAUCCUGUGCGAGUGUAGGGUGUCUGCCCCUUUAAAAGUCUGCAAAAUACUUUAUAUUACUCGAGCUUACCUUGAGUUUAUUUACCGAUAUGAUCACGCGUGGACUCUGAAAGUGGAUUUUUGCGGAGGGCAAGAGAUUGGAGAGAUGCGCAGCGUCUAAAGUAGCCAGUUUAAGGUGGAGGCCUGGACUUAAGUGUUUGGGGCCAUGAGUGAAUUGGAACAGCUACGAGAAGAGGCAGAGCAACUACGCGUCCAGAUCCAGGAUGCCAGGAAAGCCUGCAGUGACUCCACCCUCAAGCAGAUUUCGGCAGGUCUGGACCCUGUUGGGAGGAUACAGAUGAGAACGAGAAGAACACUCAGGGGGCACUUGGCUAAAAUCUACGCCAUGCACUGGGGAUGCGACGUCAGGUUACUUGUUAGUGCAUCUCAGGAUGGCAAGUUAAUAAUCUGGGACAGCUACACGACAAACAAGAUCCAUGCCAUCCCGCUGCGAUCGUCGUGGGUGAUGACGUGUGCGUAUGCGCCCUCGGGCAGCUUUGUGGCCUGUGGAGGACUGGACAACAUCUGCUCCAUCUACAGCCUGAAGACACGAGAGGGCAACGUCCGAGUCACCAGAGAACUGGUUGGACACACGGGCUAUCUAUCCUGUUGCCGUUUCAUUGAUGACAGCCAGGUCGUGACCAGUUCAGGAGACACCACCUGUGCCUUGUGGGAUAUCGAGACGGGCCAGCAGGCCGUCAGUUUCCCGGGUCACACGGGUGAUGUCAUGAGUCUGGCGCUGAGCCCGGACCGGCACACGUUUGUGUCGGGGGCGUGUGACGCCACGUCGAAGCUUUGGGACAUCAGAGACGGCAUGUGCCGACAGUCUUUCGACAGCCAUCUAUCAGACAUCAACGCAGUCUGUUUCUUCCCCAACGGGAACGCGUUUGCCACGGGCUCGGACGACGCCACCUGCAGGCUGUUUGACUUGCGCGCGGACCAGGAGGUGGCCAUCUACCUCCAUGACAACAUCAUCUGCGGCAUCACCUCCGUGUCCUUCUCCAAGAGCGGGCGCCUCCUGCUGGCCGGAUACGACGACUUCAAUGUCAACGUCUGGGACGUACUGAAGGGGGAGCGUUCAGGAGUUCUCGCUGGCCAUGAUAACCGUGUGAGCUGUUUGGGAGUGACGCCUGACGGCAUGGCAGUGGCCACAGGAUCAUGGGACAGCUUCCUGCGGAUCUGGAACUGAUCAGAGUGAAGAGGACCUGAGUGAGAGCAGUCACUACGUCUACGUCUACCCCUGCCCGUCUCAGACAGUGUGCUGUUAUACUCUGACAACACAUACCUUUCCGUAUUUUGUCCAAUCAGAUGAUGAGUUGAAAUGAAGGGUUAUAUUUGGGCUUUAUUUGGGCUUCAGCUUUAUAAGGCUAGUGAGUGUUUCCAUGAUUACCUACAAAAGAUAGGAUCUUGUGUAUUAUGUAUAUAUAUACAUAUAUUUAUACAUACGGAAUAUAAAUACAGUAUAUAUAUAUAUAUAUGUAGCAUUAUGUGUGUAUGUAUGUUCAUAUAUGCACAUAUAAUGUGUAUGUAUAUAUUUUGUAGUUUUUAAGUUAAUUUUAAUUGUUAAAUUUGCAGAAGGUGGCUGUGUAUAAAAACUACAUGAGGCAGCAGCACUCCCCAGUGGCUGGGUUCUAUGGUAGUAUGUCUAUGGUAGUAUGUAUGUCUAUGGUAGUGCUGUAUGCACUAGACUGCUGUCUGGACAUAAUGUUUUCAGUGGAGAGAUGAUCCCAUCUGGACCUCUUCACACACAACAACACCGUAUUAUGAUACACACGCACGCACACACACCCACAGUGCUGUGCAGGGUCGGGGGUAGGUGGCCAGACACAGGAGGCUGGUGUCUGAAGACUCGUCAUGAGACACUACAGGCUUGCCUCCCUCUUCCAUCCUCACAUCUGUGCCAAACUGCCUCACUGGCGCUCUCUAGUGGUGAUGUUCAACCACAGCAAUGUAUUGUACUGUAUUCUGAAAGCGCAUAGGUUCUAAUGAGGCGGAACCAGGCAGUCCAGAGGUCUGUAUAAUGUAUAAUGUGUCAGUGUUAGAACAGAAAGGCCAGCAGGCCAUGACCGCUAUAGGAGACCAUGCCUAUGGUGUAUGAAACCCUAAAGGUGUCUCUGGAGGUCAGAGGUCAUUGCUGUAGUGGCAGAUCAAUUAUUAUAGAUCAGUGUUAGAGAUCUAUACAGACACUCUUCAGUGUUAGAGAUCUAUACAGACACGCUUCAGUGUUAGAGAUCUAUACAGACACUCUUCAGUGUUAGAGAUCUAUACAGACACUCUUCAGUGUUAGAGAUCUAUACAGACACGCUUCAGUGUUAGAGAUCUUUACAGACACUCUUCAGUGUUAGAGGUCGUUGCUGCUUUUCGGUCUCCUGGCUGACGAGGGGACAUGGGGUCCGUAGACUAACAGCGGAAGAAAGACAUGGGGACUGUAGACUAACAGUGUAAGACGGACAUGAAACAGCCGUCUGCUCACAUGACAACAACAAGCUGCAGAGAAUGAAUCUCUGUCUCACUAACACACUCAGAAUCUGUCUCUCUCACACACACUCAGAAUCUCUGUCUAAUCUGUCUCCAUCACACACACACACUCAUCACAGAGCUGGUCCUUGGGAACUGCUGAACUCUAACCCUCCUGCCCCACCCCCCUCAUAUAUAGUCCUAGAGUCUAUAGUGGACCUGACACACACACACACACACACACACACACACAGACACCCAGGUCCACUCCAAGGUUGGCUGCUGAGUCCUGUGUGUGUUGUGUUGUGUCAGAGUGCCAUGGACCGUAAGCCAUGUCCUAUAUUUAUCCUUUUUAUGGGCUUUUCCACUUUUCUAUUUGGACAGGGGCUUGGUGAUACUGAGAAGAUGCCAGAAGAUCAUUUAGUACCAAUAAAUAAAACUAAACAUUUAUGUA
Messenger RNA from Clupea harengus (Atlantic herring), 3562 nucleotides. Its product is annotated as guanine nucleotide-binding protein subunit beta-4. Gene Ontology annotation, molecular function: protein binding. Gene Ontology annotation, biological process: signal transduction. The record is from RefSeq and is a predicted model, not a curated record. NCBI's taxonomy places the organism in Eukaryota, Metazoa, Chordata, Actinopteri, Clupeiformes, Clupeidae.